AUGACAAUUUGCUUAUUCAUUUUUCUUUUCUUUUUUCAAAUUAAUUUCUUCUAUCAGCUCGUCAGCAGCCUAAUUCGAUCAACAAAAACCAAUCCUUUCAAAAUUACAAAACCUAAAUCCCGAAAAUCUCAAUUUCCCAUUUUUAAUUUUUAAACUUCUUUCAUCCCCACUUUUUAUGCAAUUAACCAACUAAAAAGGAAUGCAAUCUCUUGAAAGUAUCACAGAUUCCCAAUUCCCUCAAAACCCUAAUAAUUUUUCUUCUUCUUCUUCUUCAUCUGUUAAUGGGUUGCAUGGGUGGCUCUUUGAAUGCCAUGGGCUUUGGCAUAACUUAGCUCUCAUUAUUUCCUCUCUUAUUUUCGUUCUUUUCUUGGGUUUUCAAGCCAAAAAAAGCUUCCAAAAGCUCUCUCAUGGAAGGUCUUAUAUCAUGAUUUCUUAUUAUGGUUGCGUUUGGCUCGUUAGCUUGCUCAAUCUUGCUUGGUGUUUUCUUCAGGCUUGGGAAUGCACUCCUGGAAAGGAAAUGGCAUGGAAUAUCCUAUCAUUAUUUACUACUUCUGGGAUGUUGUUCCUGGAAGUUAGCUUGGUGGCCUUUUUGCUUCAAGGAAAUUAUGCCAGCGGGUUGGAAGCUUUGACACGAACAUUUGUUGUUUCAGGGCUUAUUGCUGGUUUGGACUUACUUCUGAAGGUAUUUCUUUUAUUCUUAAAUGUUGCACCCUUCUUGGAAGUAGCACUAUCUGUUGCUGACUUUGUCAAGACAUGCAUCAGAUGGUGGUGGAAGAACAUGACAGUUUCUUCCUUACUGCACUUUAAUAUUAAUAGCAGAGUCUGCAUUCCACGUGGCCUACUUUUAGUUGUAACAUACUUUAACUUCUUCAGCAAUCUAGAUGUGAAGUAUGAUUGUAUAUACAUGUUUAGCUUCUUUUUAUUUUCUAAUAUUUAAAUGUGAUCAAAGAUGGCUAACUUACCACAAGCUACUCUGCCACCGGCAUUUCCUGUGGUUUUGCUAAGCUCAUGACCCC
Durio zibethinus is the source of this 1016-nucleotide messenger RNA. Its product is annotated as protein CANDIDATE G PROTEIN-COUPLED RECEPTOR 8-like. Gene Ontology annotation, molecular function: G protein-coupled receptor activity. NCBI's taxonomy places the organism in Eukaryota, Viridiplantae, Streptophyta, Magnoliopsida, Malvales, Malvaceae. Gene Ontology annotation, biological process: G protein-coupled receptor signaling pathway. The record is from RefSeq and is a predicted model, not a curated record. Gene Ontology annotation, cellular component: plasma membrane.